AUGCAACGGAGAGUCCAUGGGCUCGGGAACAAGAACGUAAAGAACGUCCUUGUAAUUUGUCAUUCGUACACCCCCGGUGCACAUCGACUGCCGUUACUCGAGUACAAUGCCUCAGAUUUCGCCGUGUUCAUUUUGCAGCACUCCAUCCUUGAAUUGGAAAAUUGUCCGGUUCAGCCGCAGCAGGCAGUAGAAGCACCCCGAUAUAUCAUCAUGGACACAGGUCAGUCUCCGUCGAACAUGCUCAUCGGCGACGACCUCUGCCGCUGGCAACCUAGCACUGGCAGUACUUAUCCAUUUGUCGUAUCCACAUCCAACAAUCGGCCCAUUAUAUCUGCCUUCUCCGCUAGCAGGCGGCUUUUCAUUCGGAGCUAUGAAUAUGUGGUUUUGCCAGAAUUGGGAUUAGCAAAUUGGCAUAUUGAGCAUAUAGUUGGUACACCGGAUAACUGGAGUGAAUCAGCUCGGGCUUCCGUAGAGUGGUGGGCGGACGCAAGGACCGAGCAAUUAUUGCUCAUAGCUGGCAAGGAUGAACUCUUACUCUCGUCGAUAGAGUCGCUUGCUAUUAAGAUAAAGGUCAGCUCCGUGCGAGACUUAUAUCCCAAUAUAACAUACUUAGCUGGCAUUGAUGAUCCCCCUGUUGCACCAAUCUACGUAGCUAGCGGUGCGAAGUAA
Molecule: messenger RNA, 669 nt
Organism: Penicillium macrosclerotiorum
Lineage: Eukaryota; Fungi; Ascomycota; Eurotiomycetes; Eurotiales; Aspergillaceae
Product: alpha/beta hydrolase fold protein
Exons: 5
Coding region: 1-669 (222 amino acids)
Source: RefSeq, a predicted model, not a curated record